Molecule: messenger RNA, 5690 nt
Organism: Oxyura jamaicensis (ruddy duck)
Lineage: Eukaryota; Metazoa; Chordata; Aves; Anseriformes; Anatidae
Gene: DNAI7
Product: cilia and flagella associated protein 94
Exons: 15
Coding region: 3651-5621 (656 amino acids)
Cellular component (GO): axoneme
Molecular function (GO): microtubule binding; beta-tubulin binding
Source: RefSeq, a predicted model, not a curated record
GCCGCCUGUCGCCGACUGCGGAGGGCCCCGAGCAGCCUCAGCUGCCGCGGGGUGUCCCCGUUAACCCCCACCGUUGUGGCCGCGGCGCGGCGGGGGUUAACGAGGGGGGUGUCAGCAGCGCCAGGUGGCCGGCUGAGAAACAGCUGAAAACCUCUUGUUUUUUGACUAAAAUAAUGCUUUGGGCUAAGCUACGUGCUUGGGUCCAAAAAAGAAUAAAAAGGUGGGUAGGUAAUGUUAUGCUCUAUUUCAUAUAAAACACUACAGACCUUGCAGUGCUCGUUUCAAUGGUGUGCUGUUAUUUUCUGUUUUGCAAAUUCAAUGAGUAUAAGUGUUUCAUGCUGAAUUUAAAGUAAGCAUCAGAUACUUUUGGACUUCAUAUCUACAAAACAAUAUUCUUAAGCUGUUCUGCAAUAAUAAAGGUGCUGUGACAAUAGUAUGCUCUUUAAAAUCAAUUUAUUUCUUUUUUGAACCAUAUUUCUUUGCCAAUUGGUCAGAUUUGAAGAGGGGCAGGUGCCUCUCUGACACUCAGCGUGUGCACCUUGCACAAGGAGGCUGCGUAGCAUGCCUGCAGAAUUGCUAGGGAAGAGGGGGUAAAUUUGGCCUAGGCACAGCAUUUGGCUUGGCACUGGAUGGUGGGGCAUCAGGCCAGUGUCCUGGCUUUCAGGCAGGAUGGCCACUGAGCUUGGUGGGUAGGGGGGGUGGACAACAGACAGAAGUCCACAGGAAGUGGGAUUUUGUUAGUUCGUGUCCUUGGCUCAUUCUCAGUUGCAGGGAAAAUGAAACUAUCCCCACCCAAGAAAGAAUACAUUCAAAUGUAUUCUUUGGGGAAUUGUACAUCUCAGAUCUGUCGGUACUAUGUUAAGUCAUAAGAUUGUGAAAGCAAGUUGACUAAAAAGCGAUUUUAAGUAAUUGAAGCAAGAUGAUCUUUUCAUUUUCACUGGAAGGAAAGAUAUUUGGAUUUUAUUUUAUUUUAUUUUUAUUUUUUUCAAUUGGAAUGAACUGACCUUUCUAUGAAAUUGCAGAAGGUAGAGUUGUGUUUUUUAUUGACUGUUUUAGAAGAGUUUUGCAAAUAAAUGCUUCGGUAACAAAUAUGGCAAGAUGUGAUGCUAACUCUGCUGGCUGUACAUUUGUUGUUGGAACUAAACUUUCACCAUUGUUUUUGUUCAAGCUUCAUGGUAAACUUUAUGUUCAAAACUACAUUUAUGCAUUUAUUUAUUGCUGUGUAAAGUAAUGUAAAGUGAGUAGCUUUCCAAGUAGUUAUUUAUUUCUGAAAAUAUACUUGUCAAAGUCAAAGUGCGACAUAACAAUAUUGAGAACACGCUGUGUGCUGAAUGACAAAGGUGUUCCUUAUUUAUGUCUUAAGUUCACUGUAAAUUGGUUUACUUUUAACAAUAUUUACCAUAUUACAAAGAAUACUCAGGUGGAAUGGGUGGAAAGAGUUUGUGUUUGGAUUUAAGUUUUCAUUUGGUCUUUCUCCCUGUCAGCGGUGUUGGAUCUCUUUCUCUAUUUCUGUGUUUACACCUCUGCAAGAAGAGCACUGUGCUUCUGUGCUGAUUUGGUACCGUUCUGCACCCAUUUUUCUGUUGAAGAGGAGGAUUGCAUUCCUGAUAGAUACCUUUGGUCCUUAGGUUUCCUGUACAUUAUGAUACCAUCCAAGUGUAUUCACUUACUGAUGCUGUGGAUGAUAGUCAUACUGGUUUAGACAUUUUACCUUCCCAGACUGAAUCCUUGUAAGCACUUGUCUCUCACCGGUGAGUAUGGGGAUUUAGGAUCCUAAUUUCAGCUCUCUGAAAUACAACAUCGAGGUCAGAUGUCUAAAUAGAUGAUGUGUCUCCUCCUAUUUUCACGUUACCACAUCUGCUGAACCCAUUUACAUUCCAUAUUUUCUCUGCUUUGAAAAAUUAAAUGCAUGAUUUCAUUUAAUUUCUUUUCACUGGCGUUUCAGCAGCAGAAUGCCAUUGUUCAGCCAGUACACAAAACACAAGUCAUUUGUCUUCCUUGAUACCUUGUAUUUAGUCAUCUGUAGCUUUGCUUUUAACCUUUGUUUAGCCUGCUGUCACUCCUUGGUUUCUCCAUACAUUGGAGACUAUGCAGAAUACCUUUUUUUUUCUCACAUAUGCAAAAAAAAUUUGCUCCACUAAAGCAGUACUGUUGGUUGUGAAUUCAUAUUGCAGUUCACUACAAGGUCAGCUUCCUUGUUUUCACAAGCUCCAUGAACUUGCUUUGAAUUACUUCUUGGUCCAUCUUUCUCUUUCAUCUCUGAUAGUAGUCUCUUCCUUUUAUUUUUAUUUUUGUUUUGUGUGUGCUUGUGUUUGGUUCUUCUUUGUUUGUUAAUUGUGUUGUUUUCAGGCCUUGUCUUUGCGGCAUCUGCCUUCAGGAGCAGCCCUCCUCCAUGGUAUCAUUCCAUCAGCCCCAGGUGGAAUCGAGCCACACUGACUGCAAGUGUGUUAUAAGCAAUGGGAGCUUUUGCCUGUGUACACACUGAGUAAAACUGAAUAAAGAUAAUUGGAUUUUACUAAAUACGCACUUGUUGAUGGUUAUAACCCUAGGCUGUAUUUGCUACUGCAUCAAUAGGAAUUCAGUAUUUUCCUUGUGUGUCUUUAAGUGCAGUUUUAUAGUGACAUUGCUGAUCCUACACGUUUGAUUGAACACUAUAAGACUGUGUCAACAUAAAGUAACUAAAAAAAUCAUCCAAUAAUCUGCCUUUUUGCUGGUGAGGGAAAAAAAAACUGAGGGGCCAUUAAUAUCUUCAUAGUGAAGGAGAAUUAUGGUUUACAUAUAGCUGUUCAAGUCUCUUGAAGACAGCUUGGCCUUGAGCAUAUUAUUACAGUUUUAUAUAUAUUUAUAAAUCAGUGAGGUAUUGAUGAGACCUAUGAAUUACAGGGCAAAAAUAAGUGUUCCCUUUGGUUAAUGUUACAUGACUGUAGGUUACAUGUGGCGUUUAUCUUGACUUCUAUUAUUGAAAUGUUCUUCAUGGAAAGAUUUGAUCAUUUCUGAGAAACACAAACUUAGAAUAUUAUUAUUCUAGGAUUAGCCUAGAGGUUAGUGCUGGUUGGAACAGUUAACUGUUUUGAGUUGCAGUUUGGAUUUUAUAACAGUAGAGAGAACUCUGUUUUGUGGUUUAGAUGCUUCUAAAUAGAAGACUUGCCAAUGUCCCAAAAUGCAUUUCCUAGAAGUAUCUUAAGAUGUUUGAAGUUGUAACAUCUCCUUUCUUACCAGAUCUACUUGUUAUUCCGUUUCCACAUUCAAAAUAAUAUUCCUGUGUUCAGGAAUACCUAGCACAGAAUGAUCCAUUACAUAUAAGAGCAUAUAUUACAUCAUGAAAAUGGAAAGAAAAAUGGAGAAUGGGAUGUUAAGGCAUCAAUGGCAGUCUAAAAUCUUAAUUUGGAUUCAAGGAUCACGUUAAAAGAGCUUAAGUUACAAAGGGUGAACACCUCCGCAGAUGUAUGAAAGUAAUACUGACAUUUGUUUUCUUUUAAUUCAUUGCAAAGAAAAAGUCCAGUGGCAAAGGAAAAGUUAACAAAGCUGAAAAACUGAGAUUACAGAAAGAAGAGGAAGAAAGGAGGCUGAAAGAGGAAGAGGAAGCCCGACUGCAAGUUGAACAAGAAGCAGCAGCAAGACUUGAAAAGGAGAGGAUUGAACAAGAGCUGAUGGAAAAGCUUGAGGCAAAAGACCAAGAGCGAAGGGAGUAUGAACUAGCAGAACUUCAUUCAUUGGAAGAGAAGUUUGUGUCUGCACAAUUGUGGAAAACAAAAUACAGAGCAUAUGCAAAGUGGGAGCAUUAUAUUGCUUGUGACGGAAGUCCUGACCCAACUAUACCAAAGGAAAUAAAUACUUUCAUGAGCUUAUGGCGUGAAGAUCAAAAUAAGGACAUUCAACUUGUUGUGGAGAAGGGACAACAGGUACUAAAUUUAAUUGAGAAGUUGCAGUUUUUUCUAUUGGACACACCACCAAGUGAGAUAACAGAAAAAGAAAUAGUUCAGUACCAGGAAACUAUUUUGGAAUUGCAGAAUCUACUUCAUCAGAAGUACAAUGAAGCAACAGAACACCUGCUUAAAACAGCUAAUAUGUAUGAAGAUUCUGACACUGGAAAUAUGCAGGCAGUCAUAAAGGACAAAAAUAUUACUUUCUGCAUUUGGGCCAAUCUGAAGAAGAAAGUAAGGUUCAAGAAUCACGUGUUUUGUGAUACACAUCAUGGAUUUGAUCUUCCAAAGUCCCUGGCUGUGAGCAAUGUUGCUGUUCGCAUAUUGCACACUCAUUAUGACCAUGUAUCUCCACUUUGGCUGCAGUGCCAGAGUGUGCCGAAAUUCGAAGUCUUAAAAAGCAAAGAGUCAACUCAGCAUUCAAAAGACAAUGUAGAAGAACUAGAAGAAGAAAAGAAAGCUGCAGAAGAGCCCAACAUGCCCACUGAAGAAGAAACACAUUCUGAUGAGAGAAAGAGUGCUAUCUCAUUCAAAGAAAAAUACAGUAGUGUAACUGACAUAAAUGAGAAGACAGAGGAGGAAACUGAGAAGAAAUCAGAAAUCUUAGACAUACCAUCACAAGUUCUGAAUCCACUGAUGCAGGAAAAGACCAAUGAAAAAGAAGAUGAGAUAACUGAUGAAAAUAUUGUUGAUUUGCAACAGUUUGUACCAGUGGGUGGUGUGUAUUAUAUUGAUGCACUGCAGCUUCCACCUCAGGUCAAACAAGUCAAGAACUGGAAUAUGGUGAAAUUACUUGACAUUGGCUUGGAGGCAUACAGAUAUCCCCCAGAAGAGUCUGACGAUGCCCCAUAUCCACCAAUACAGAUAACACUUAGCCUUUCUGACAACGUGAUCUAUUGCGAGGAGCCUGUGAUAGCCCGAUGGGAUCCUGCAGGCCAACAGUGGAGAACUGAUGGCAUCAGCAACAUAACAUAUGAAACACAGAAGAGUAUUACUUUUGAGAUGGGUGCCUUUUAUACAAUAGCACUUCUCCAGAAUGUUCAUCUCAACAUGCCGUAUCAGGCAUGGGAAUUGCGACCUAUGGGUAUAAAUGAAGCACUACUUACAGUUACCACAGUCUUUGCAGAAGUUCAGAUACAAAUUAAGGGUAAUCAGUGUAUGGUGGCUGCAGUCACAGUGGAAGAGAAGGAUGUGCUUUCUCACCUGACAGGAAAAUGGAUAUGUCCCAUCACCUUAAGAAAAGUUUUGAAAGAGGCUGGUCUGAAUAUUUUCCCAGGAGAAUAUUCAUACAAAUACAUCUCUGUGAACAAGAAGGCUCCCCUAACAGAAGUUAAGGCAUACCAACAGAUGGCCCUGGUUGCAUCCGCUUUUGCUUUUGGCUGGAGCAAAUGGAAUCUAGAAUCAGGUCAAGAUCAAGUAGUGUUCAAGGUAAGUGAGCAUCUUAAAGCAGAUUUUGUCAAAGACUGGUCUAUUUACAUGUUUAGUGGUCAGAGAGCACUGAAACUCAAGAUCACAGAAACUAGUGAAGCAUUUUCAAAAGAGCUAGAAGAAGAUUCUGAAUUUCACUCCACACUCUACCAUAUGCUUAAAGACUUCGCCAGCAAAGAAGCAAUUGAUAGAGUGAAUACAGCUAACUUCCUGUUUAUUGAUGUUGUAUAUCAGCUGCUCCUUGCUACAAGAGUUUUAACACACUCUUGAAUACUGCAUGCUUUCCUUUAAAACUUUAUUAUCAAAAGCUUUAAAUAAAGUUACAUUUCAAGUCUUUAA